This is a messenger RNA of Ochotona princeps (American pika), 1921 nucleotides long. It is a transcript of the gene LRRC73, whose product is annotated as leucine rich repeat containing 73. NCBI's taxonomy places the organism in Eukaryota, Metazoa, Chordata, Mammalia, Lagomorpha, Ochotonidae. The transcript is spliced from 6 exons. Bases 697 to 1806 code for a protein of 369 amino acids. The record is from RefSeq and is a predicted model, not a curated record.
CGUCUCCAGGUGACAGGCUUUAAUCCCCGCGUGUCCUCAGUCCUCGGUGCCCAGCCCCGCUUCUCUCUACCUGCUGUGUCCCCACAGACAUUGGAAAGGUGUGUCCCGCCGCCCCCAAGCCCCUGCCGGAUCCACGCGAGCCCGCCUAGGCCGCGCAGGGGCGGGGCGAGCGCGGUGACGCGCCCGUUGCCAUGGGAACCCGCCGCCCGCUCCGGCGCAGGGGCUGAGGCCGGAGCUGCAGCCGCCGCCGGCCUGCCUGCUCCCGGCUCCUGCGAGCCGUGGGGCCCGGCCCCCGGGGCGGCAGGGGGAGCCAGGCCGGAGAGACCCCGGGAGCGGGCGCUGCCUCCGAGGGAGAACCUGUCCUUCUAGUCCCGAGCCGCCGCCACUGCCACUGCACCCGGCAGGGACGAGGACACGCGGGACCGCGCGCCUCCGCCCGCAGCCCAGACGCGGACAGCUCGGUCCACUCCCGCCCCAGCGCCGCUCGGCCUCGGCCCGUCCGCGACCUCGGCGCCUCCGCAGCCCCGGCAGGCUCAGGCUGCAGCCCCGGCGCUCUCCUCUGCCUCCGCCCCCGCCUCCUCCGCCUCUGCCGCAGCCUCUGCCUCGGCCUCCCGCCCCACUCCGGCCGCCACCGCAUUGGGGACCGCGACCCAGGCCUCCCCGGGCUACGGCCUCGGCGGCCUGGCCGUGGACACGAUGCUGCCCAGCUCCAUUCAGAUAUCGGGAGAACCUCUGUCUGGCGCCGAAGUGCGGGACAUCUGCCGCGGCCUGCGCGACAACGCCGUGCGCCUGCUCUCACUGCGUGGCUGCCGCCUCUGUGACCGCGACUUCGGCCGCAUCUGCCGGGCGCUGGCCGGGGCCACGUCCCUGGCGCAGCUCAACCUUAAUCUGGGUGUCGUGUCCAGCCCCAGCCGCAUCAAGCAGCUGGCAGAAGCGCUGAGGACCAACCGCUCCAUCCAGUCCCUCUUCCUGCACGGAAGCCCCCUCACCGACGCGGGGCUGGCAUUGCUGAACCCGGCCCUGGCCCUGCACCCGGCUUUAGUGGCUCUGGACCUAGGAGACUGCAUGUUGGGUGAUGAAGCCAUCAACCUCAUCUGUGGCCUGCUGCCCCCGGAUGGAGCCAAGUCCGGCCUCAAGGAGCUGACGCUGAGUGCCAACCCUGGCAUCACCCCUAAGGGCUGGAGCCGCCUCGCCAUUGCCGUGGCCCACAGCUCCCAGGUCCGCGUCCUCAAUCUGGACUACAACCCCCUGGGUGACCACGUGGCAGGGAUGCUAGCCGUGGCAGUGGCUUCUAGCCGCACCCUGGAGGUGCUAGACUUGGAGGGUACAGGACUUACCAAUCAAUCAGCUCAGACCUUGCUGGACAUGGUAGAAAAUUACCCGACAGCUUUGCGGAGCCUGGUGUUGGCAGAGAACAGCAUCAGUCCCGAGCUCCAGCAGCAGAUCUGUGAUCUCCUCUCCGAGGGCGAGGAAGAGGAGGAGGUGGCAGGAGGGCCUGGCGACACCCAGGAAUGGGAGAAAGGACGGGAGCCUGCUGCUGCCCGCCAUCAGGGCAGCAGCUCCUGGAGAUCCCAGCUCUCAGAUGGUGCUCAUGACGUCAGGACUAGGGGACAGUCUGUUGGCGGAGACCGAGAUGUGACAUUCCACUUGGGCUUCUACACACCGUUAACAUUUGUCUGUGUGUCCCCAACACGUCACCCUGGAUCACAGGGCCAGGCCCUCGGGGAAGGGGCACCCAGGGCUCUGGCAGCUCUUGGCAGUGUGUGUGUGUGUGUAUGGGGGGAGGGGCGGCUCUGGAAGCUGUGACUGGGCGACAGCCCUGGAGGAGGGAGCACACUAGAACCCAGGGCAAUGCCUCUGGACUUGUCAGCAGCUCUGGCUGCAACCCGCUGGCUGGGAAGAGAUUUUAUGAACUCUACAA